Molecule: messenger RNA, 5933 nt
Organism: Centrocercus urophasianus (Greater sage-grouse)
Lineage: Eukaryota; Metazoa; Chordata; Aves; Galliformes; Phasianidae
Gene: KPNA7
Product: karyopherin subunit alpha 7
Exons: 22
Coding region: 4322-5872 (516 amino acids)
Biological process (GO): NLS-bearing protein import into nucleus
Cellular component (GO): cytoplasm; nucleus
Molecular function (GO): nuclear import signal receptor activity; protein binding
Source: RefSeq, a predicted model, not a curated record
UGUGCGAGGGGAAGCGAUGGCACCCGCUGUGGCUCAGGGGCAGCUGUGGAGGAGCUGUUGCUGAGCGUGCUGAGCCAUGCUGGCCUUAGGGGGUGUUCAGAUGGGGGCUGUAAGGCAGGAGCUGCAGUCUGUUGGCUGAGUGAAGGGCUUUCCUGAGCAGCACUGGGCACUGCCCCUUCCCUCCUGCUGCGUGGGGAGCCUGGCCCUGCUCCUAAUCCCUGUGAGGACCUCUUGGGGUCUUGUGCUUUGACUCCUGUAACACUCAGCUUAUAAACCUUACUGGCCGCGAGGCUUUGUGAGCUGAAGCAUGCCAAGUCAGGCACGUGUCUCGUGAGGAGGUGAGCUCUGAGGUAUGGCUCUGCUGCUCCUCGUUGUGAGUUUAAUUUCUGGUCUGAAAAAAAUCUGUCUGUAAGCAACUGCAGGGGAACAAGGUGAGCUGUGUCCAGGAUGGCUUUGUAGUGAAUGAAUGGAGCCAGUCUCGUCUCUAUCUCUGGCGGUGUAACAGCUUGCAGAUAAGGAUAAGGCAACGUGUGUCAUGUACCUUGAUUUUUUUAGUGGAGCUUCUGAUGUUGGCUUGCAGGAUUUUCUAAUAAUAAACUGAAAAACCAGUCUAGGUACUGCUUUAGCAGGGUUGCAGAUCUAGUUGUGGAAAAAUGUACUUGGUAUCAGCACUUGUCUGGGGAACUACCUUCAGUCCAUUACUCAUCCACAGUGAAACAGGCCUUGUAAUUACUGUGUUUGAAGAUGAGGUCAAGUUUGAGCUUGUAUGAAUGCACUGCCAGAGAACUGGAAUGCAAAACGGGGAGCUCUAUGGAUAAAAGUAACAGUUGUAGUACUGUAUAUUUCAUAAUUGUGGAGUUGAUUGUAUUGCAGGAAAGGAUGGAGGGGCUGCUGUGGGCUGUAAGCUGAAUGAGUAUCAACGGCUUGCUGUUGGAGAGGUGAAUGCCAUGAAGGUCUCUGUGAGUAAGAAAACUGCUAAUAAGGCACAGGCGUCCUGCUAUGCUGAGCCCAGUGUGUCCAGUACUGGGCUCCACGUGAGAGAAAUUUGUAUGAUUUAGAGAAAGAGGUAGAAGUAAUGAUCAGUCUUUGAACACAUGACUUUUACAGAGCCAGAGAGAACAGAAAGCCGCAGACGUGGUUAGUCUUCAAAUAGAUGAAAGGAUGCUGCCGUGAAGAAAGGGACAGUUUGUUCUCUCGUGUCCACUGGGGGUAGGGUGAGGAGCCAUAAGCUAAAAUAACAGCAAGGCAGAUGUAGGUUACAGUGAAAAAAUGUUCCGUGAUUCUUCUGAACCAGUCGAGCAGUGUUGGACUGACUGGGCAAGACCUGCCAUUUAGAUCACAGUUUAUCAAGAUUGAUUUUCAUCAGGAAUACUCUUGAAUUAUGAGGAGUGCUUUCCUUAAGGUCAAAUGGAGUCACCGAUGGAAAUAACUGCAAAUUCGGGAAUUUUAAGCUUGAAAAGUCAAUGUUGACAGUGAAAUUGUACACAGGUGUUUUAAACACUGUCUCAUUCGAGACAUUCACUAGGAGCCAGUCCUGCUAUUUCCUGAGCAUGUCUUCCACAACCAGCAAAAUCUCACGUCCUGCAGCCUGUGCUCUGCUGCCACAGGAGCUGUGCCCACCUCCCAGGCUGUCAGUUUGCUUCUUCUGUGCUUCUCCAUCAUCCUGUUGCAGCACCUCCUGACGUCAGGUUUGAGCAGCAUCCUGGUACACUGUUUUGCUGUCACACUGUGAACAAUCUCAAUAUUUUUUUUUCUGUACAAUAACCUUUAUUAAGACUUUGCAUUGCAACUAUUAUCAAGAGGAAUUAUUUUCAAGAGAUAGCCCAGAUCCCACCUUCUAUCAUAAAGUCCCAGACCUGUCAGUGCAGGUAUUUCUCAAGUACUGAUGGUGUCUUCUGUCACUCAAGGUGUACUUGAGAACCAUACUUUCAGUUGCUGAGAUCUCAUACAGAUAGUUCUUCCAUCUGCAUGUUGUUGCAUGCUUUCUGUCCUCUAGUUUCUGUCCUGUGUAGCCGUCUUCGUUAUCUCAAGCCUGUUAGUGCAGUUUUGCUAUGUACCAUGCCCCCCAGAUUUGAUAGGCUUUUCCUUAAGAGAGAUUCUUCCUGUACAGUUGUGGUGCCCUUGAGAAGAUGCCCUUAUUGAUCAUCCCUUUUGGAAGCAUUAGGGUGCUACUUACUAGCCCUUUCUGUUGGUGAAAACCCCCCUGUAGCAACCAUUUGCCAUUUCAGAACUUGUCUCCGUGCACAAACAGGUUUGUGGAGUACCUAUGUUGAGAACACACCUGUUUUCCUCAUCUCUUUUUCCACACCCUUUUCUGCUCUAGUAAGUUCAUGGCAGAUGGCUUCAAACACGAGCUUCAACUUCAGUAGCUGUUCCUGAGCCACUGACAUGGAGGAAGAGGAGUUUGGCACUUGGGUAUCUCUCCAGAAGCGAGCCCUUUGCUGGCUGAGGAUUCCUGGUGUGCAGUUAGAGCUGAUUUGGCCAUUCCACCCCUUUCUUCUGUCAUCUAGUUUGUGUAUGGUCUUCCUGUACUUGGACAGGCUUUGGUCAUCCUCCUAUUCCUGGACCAGCAAAUAUUUAACAAGAGAAAUGUUUGCGCUGGAAAAAAGUGUCUUAGGAUAUGUCUGAUGUGAUCCUUCAGCAGAUCAACAAGAUACAGUUAUGUGAUGAAGCAAUGAGCAGGAGAUAUAAACAGCUGCUUCAAUUCUCAAUGUUUUCAGUUCUGCAGCUUCUCCAGCCGUUCUAGUUCUGCAUGCUGGUUGGUUUUGUUGUCAUCUUUUAUGGAAGAUCACCUCCUUUAGAGGCUUCUUGUGCUGACUGAAAAUUCUGCAGAAGAGCAUCGUGUUUCUAUUUGGAGGAUAGCUCUGUAUCCAUUACUUAAUCUGAAAAGGAACAGCAGGAUACACAAUCACAGAAGGGAUUUGAAAUGUUGAUGUGAGGGUAAGAAAAAGAAAUAGGAAGAUGGUAUCUACCCCAGGAGUUUGGAGAUGCUCGUGCUCUUGAGUUUUGUUGCAACACAAAAAUAAAGGGGUGCAGAGAGCUGAAAUUCCCUUGUGCUCCAGUGGACUGGGAGCAUCCUACGUGCAUCUUUUCUGCCCAGUCUGGCUUUCCUCAAGUGCGUGUUGUGGUCCUGCUCCUGACGCAGCUCUUUUGCCACGCAGGAGGCUUCUGAGGAAGGCUUUGAUGUCCACCCUUCAGUGGAAAAAUGUGACGUGGGGGCGUGCAGUGGAUGGAAGGUGAAGAUAUUGUCUGAAGGAGUUUGGGAAGGCACCCACUGCUCUCUGGGUAUUCUGUGCUCCUUCCAGUUCUGUCAGUAGUGUUCUGAGGAGUUGUUCCUGCAACUUUUCUCAUGCUGUUUCAGCUCUAACUUGAAGCAGUUCAAGCUGAGUGCAAACCUGUAAGGAGAGGUGCAGCAGAAGAACAAACAAAGGUGCUCUGUGGGAUUUGAAGCACAGAAUCUACCCGGUGCAAUGUGGGCAAGCAGGCAUCAGGCCUGCAUGCAGCACUCACAUCUGUGGCACUGGUGCUUCUAGGGAAGGCCGUUUCCUCCAGUGCCACCUGCAGUUCAUCCUGAUCAGUCUUCAAUCUUCUGCAGCUCGUGAACGCGGUGCCCUCUGAUCCUCAGCUGAUUGAUUAGAUCCUUAAUUUCCUCCGGGGAAGAAAACGGAUAUUUCAUGUGGUCCACAGCGUGAGGGGAAGAUUGGGUCAGGUCUGCCCUGCUUAGGAGCCUAGAGAAGCUGCUGAAGAAACUUCUUUGGAGAGUCCCAGUGAUGCCUCAUUCUCUGAAGAAAGAAACAAGAUGUUCAGGUGUAGCUGAAGGCUGAGGGGUCAGGAAACACAAGCAGCCUUUUUGCCUCUGGAGCUGGGAUUCGAGGUUCUCCAUUGGGCUUUGGGUGCAUGUGUGCAAACAAAGAGCAGCGCCCACUCCCUGAUCAGCUGUUCUUAGGAUCCUGAUUGCAAGACAAUCACAGUGUUGUGCUGAUGGAUCAUAUGGCAGCGGGAUGGAGCACACAGAGGAAUGAGGCUGUGGUGUUUCCCAUUUUCACUGUCCAUUUCAGCUUUAGAAAUAAUGAUCUGAAGAAAAUAUAAAAUAAAAAUCAAGGCAUUGUGAGUCUUUGCAGAGGGCGAUGGGCUGGCACCUGGAGGAAGGCAACCUGCCUUAGAGGUGGCUCGAUUUGCUCACAAAUACAUGGAAAUUUGGCCUGUUUGAUAAAGACCAACUGUGCCAUGGGCACCAGCUGCGCCGUGGGACAUCUCAGCCUGAUGUUUUCCUUGGAGCACGUGGAAGCUUUCAGCUGGCAGAAAUCCUUGACCUGCCAAGAUGCCAGUUGUGCACAAGCAUGGUGAGAGGAUGAAGAGUUUCAAGAACAAGGGCAAGGACACUGCAGCCCUGCGCAGGCAGCGGGUGGAGGUGAACAUUGAGCUGCGGAAGGCCAAGAAGGAUGAGCAGAUCCUGAAGCGCAGGAGCAUUUCCAUCGUCUCUCUGGAGAAGAGCCCCUCACCAGCAGAAGAGAAAAACGUGAUUGUUCCACUGUCUCUGGAGGAAAUAGUGGAAGCUGUGAAUGGGAGCAAUACUUCGCUCCAGCUGCAGGCGACACAGGCAGCCAGGAGGAUCCUGUCCAGGCAGAAGGACCCCCCUCUCAAUCAAAUCAUCGAGCUGGGGAUCAUCCCUAGGCUGGUUGAGUUCCUGUCCCGUACUGACAAUGCUGCUCUGCAGUUUGAAGCAGCCUGGGCACUGACCAACAUCGCAUCCGGCACCUCGGAGCACACCAGGGCGGUGGUGGAGGGGGGGGCCAUCCCUGCCUUCAUCUCCCUCCUGUCCUCCCCCCACAUGCACAUCAGUGAGCAGUCCGUGUGGGCGCUGGGCAACAUCGCAGGUGAUGGUCCUCUGUACAGAGAUGCUCUUAUCAAUUGCAGUGUGAUUCCUCCCUUGCUGGCUCUGGUGUCUCCUGCAACUCCAGUUGGGUUCCUGAGGAACAUCACAUGGACUCUGUCAAACCUGUGCAGGAAUAAGAACCCAUACCCACCUCUGGAGGCCGUGAGGCAACUGCUGCCCGUCAUCACCUGCCUGCUGGAGCAUGAGGACAAGGAUAUCGUCUCUGACUCCUGCUGGGCUGUGUCCUACCUGACUGAUGGCUCCAAUGACCGCAUCCAGAUUGUGGUGGAUACGGGGAUUCUGCCACGGCUGGUGGAGCUCAUGAGCAGCCCUGAGAUGAUUGUCAUGACUCCAGCUCUGCGUGCCAUUGGGAAUGUGGUUACAGGGACUGAUGAGCAGACCCAGGCAGCUAUUGAUGCUGGUGUCCUGGCUGUCCUGCCCCUUCUGCUGCGACACACGAAGCCAGCUAUACAGAAGGAGGCAGCAUGGGCACUCAGCAACAUUGCAGCUGGGCCGUGCCAGCAGAUCCAGCAGCUGAUCACCUGUGGACUGUUGCCACCUCUGGUGGAGCUGCUUGAUAAGGGGGAUUUCAAGGCCCAGAAGGAGGCGGUGUGGGCAGUGGCCAACCUGACAACUGGCGGCACUGUGGAGCAGGUGGUGGAGCUCGUCCAGUCUGGGGUCCUCAAGCCUCUGCUCAACCUGCUUUUGUCCAAAGACAGCAAAACUAUCCUGGUCAUCCUGGAUUCCAUUUCGAAUCUCUUCCUGGCAGCUGAGAAGCUGGGAGAAACAGAGAGGCUGUGCCUGUUGGUAGAAGAACUUGAUGGUCUGGAGAAAAUUGAAGCCUUGCAAACCCACGAGAACAACAUGGUCUACCGAGCUGCUCUGAAUAUCAUAGAGAAGUACUUUUCUGGUGAGGAGACUUCUGAUCUGCAGCCUGGGACCGAUGAGGAGGGGCUGUACAACUUCUCAGUGGAGAAGCAAGACUUCAACUUCUGAAGAUGAAGCAUUGCACAGCUCUGACUUGGUGGGUGGAGGCUGGGUGUCCUGACCAAGAGGA